Messenger RNA from Eremomyces bilateralis CBS 781.70, 2998 nucleotides. RefSeq names its product Pkinase-domain-containing protein. Gene Ontology annotation, biological process: intracellular signal transduction; protein phosphorylation; regulation of MAPK cascade. Gene Ontology annotation, molecular function: protein serine/threonine kinase activity; ATP binding. The record is from RefSeq and is a predicted model, not a curated record. Lineage: Eukaryota; Fungi; Ascomycota; Dothideomycetes; Eremomycetales; Eremomycetaceae. Gene Ontology annotation, cellular component: cytoplasm. The coding region runs from base 270 to 2843 and encodes 857 amino acids. The transcript has 6 exons.
CAUACGCCAACAAUCCAGUCAAGUUUCAAGUUGCCCGUCGCCUUGCUUCUUUCACGUUUAGUUAGUUCCCAGCCUGUUGUUGCGGUUCUUUCACUUGCAAGUUGCAAUCAAUCUCCUGUCCUGCACUCCACUCACUCCAUCCACUCCCUCCACUCGCUCCUUGCUCUGCUGCCACACCAGUGACCAGAUAGACCCUCUCCCUCGCUCUCUCCCUCCCGACUGUCCCUCUCUUCUCGACUCCCUUAACCAUCCCUCUCCACCUCCACCAAAUGUCGUCGUCACAACUUCCUCCCAUCCACCAACUUCAAAAUCCCCCAUCCACUUCUAAACGUCUCACCAAAAAACCUCCCGGGUCCUAUACCAUCGACACCGUCGCUCGCUCGCUCAAGAGGACCCCUUCCGCCCCAACCUCCGCAUCUCGUUCACCAGCCUCGCCGUCUCCCUCUGCGAUCUCUCCCGCUGCUCCGUCGGGUCAUCGCCGCAGCCCAACCGCCCUGGCCGCCGGCGCGAGCAAUCAAUCGUAUUCCUUCGCCAAGAUCGCGGACGGCAUCGACGCGAACCCGCACCACACCCCCUCCCACGCUCCCAUCGCCGAACCGCAAACGCAUGUCGGCAUCACCGCUGCAUUCCCCACCCCGCCCAACGCUCGCCAAUCGCACCAACCACUCGCCCGUGCAAAUGCGAAGCCGCUCCUCCGGCAGUCCGUGACGGAGAAGACGACGCCUGAACUGGUCGGCGCGCCGUUUGACGCUCCCUCCCUGUACAAAAACAUCGACGCCGUCACCACCACCCCGCAGCCGUCGCUCCACCACCAGUCGUCCAACCCCUCGCCCGCUUCAUUGUCCGCGCCGAGGAUUCGCCACUCGCAGAGUUUCGCGGCAUUGCAGGGUCAUCAAAUGGAGAGGGUCACACCGCCACGGUCCGAUGGAGGGAGCAAGAGUCCGCGACAGCGAUAUUCGGAUGAGGCCACGGGUGGGCCGGUGGGUGGGAAGAAGAAGGGAGUGCUGUCAACUCUGAUGAGUGGCAUGGGAUUGGGAACUCCGCGACGGCCGACCAUAUCUACACCCACCAAUCCGAUGCAUGUCACCCACGUCAGUAUCGACAACGAGACGGGCCAAUUCACGGGACUACCCAAGGAAUGGCAAACCAUCCUUCAGCAAAAUGGAAUUUCCGAAGCGGAACAGAAGCAAAAUCCGGAGGCCAUUAUGAAGAUUGUCGGGUUCUACAAAGAAAACCGGGAAGGGAAUAGCGACGACGAUGUCUGGCACAAGUUCGAAAACGCACGAGCUCACGAUGCGACGAACCCUUACUUUCCGCAACCCUCCCCAGCGACCACUCUCAAUCCGUCGACGGUUGGAUCCAUGACGCAAAUGAUGAGCCCUCCGACUAGUCCGCGGUUUCCCCGCAACCGAGAAGACAGCUUCGAGAAUCCGAGGGCGCCUCCACCGAUUCCCAGGAGUACUCCGACGCAGCUCACUCAGCCUGCCAAUGGUACGCUGGUUCCCCAGCGACCUGCACCACGCCCUCCUGGAGCUAGCGCUGGUCCUUCUCCUGUUCCCAUGCGGGCAGCACCUCCGGCUCCGGCCCCAAUCAAUACCCACGUUUCCACACCUCGCACUCGAUCCAACACCACCGGGUCCCCGAUGCAAUAUGGCGGGCCACCCCCGGGAUCCGUCUUGCAAUACCAGCAGCAACAGGAGCAAGCCAUGCUGAAUGCCCAGCAAUCCAUCGCUCGCCAACAACAGCAGCAGCUUGAACGGAGCCAAAGCGCACGCCAACCACCAUCCCAGCCCCGCGCACCGACCCAACCGACCCAACCGACCCAACCGCAGCCGCUCGCGAGGCCCGCCGAUCCCACGAACGUUCCGAUGCCUAGCCAGCAGCCCCGACUGGAAGGCGGACCACGACCGCGGCAACGACCGCGCCAAUCGACCGGGCCCGACAUCAUCGUUCGCCUUCGCGAAAUCUGCACCGACGUGGACCCGCACCAGAUGUAUCGCAACUUCCAGAAGAUCGGGCAGGGUGCGUCCGGCGGGGUGUUCACGGCCAACCGGCGCGGGACGAACGAAUGCGUGGCCAUCAAGCAGAUGAACCUGGAGCAGCAGCCGAAGAAGGACCUGAUCGUCAACGAGAUCUUGGUGAUGAAGGAGAGCAAGCAUAAGAACAUUGUGAACUUCAUGGACAGUUAUUUGGUGCAGGGCGAUCUGUGGGUGGUGAUGGAGUUUAUGGAGGGGGGCAGUCUAACGGAUGUCGUUACAUUCAACAUGAUGACCGAGGGUCAGAUUGCGGCUGUCUGUCGAGAGACUCUACAUGGUCUCCAACAUCUCCAUUCAAAAGGGGUCAUACAUCGAGACAUCAAGUCCGACAAUGUUCUCUUGUCACUGGAAGGUCAUAUCAAGCUGACUGAUUUCGGUUUCUGCGCCCAAAUCGACCAAGCCCACACCAAGCGCACCACCAUGGUCGGCACCCCCUACUGGAUGGCCCCCGAGGUGGUGACGCGCAAGGAAUACGGCCGCAAGAUCGACCUCUGGUCCCUGGGGAUCAUGGCGAUCGAGAUGAUCGACGGCGAGCCCCCCUACCUGAACGAGAGCCCUCUGCGCGCCCUCUUCCUCAUCGCCACCAACGGCACGCCGUCGAUCAAGGACGAGGCGACCUUGACGCCCGUGUUCAAGGAUUUCUUAAACUUCGCGCUGAAGGUCGAUCCGGAGAAGCGGGCGAGUGCACAUGACCUGCUUACCCACGCAUUCAUCCAAACCGCUGAACCGCUCAGCAACCUCGCCCCAUUAGUCGAUGCUGCGCGCAACGCCCGAAUAGAAGAGCGUCGAAAGAAAGGAGGAGUUUAAGCGCUUCGUUAAGCGUUCACUACCAGGAGCCAAGCGUCUCUCGACCUCACGUUUUAAAAAAUUACGAAUGAGCGCGCGAUCCGGCAUCUUCGUCCGGAUCACUUCAUGUUCCUUCUCACGGCGGCCACCUUCGCGCGCCGUGCACCGGCUGUUCU